This is a messenger RNA of Notothenia coriiceps (black rockcod), 3858 nucleotides long. Its product is annotated as somatostatin receptor type 2. The transcript is spliced from 3 exons. Gene Ontology annotation, cellular component: plasma membrane; neuron projection. Lineage: Eukaryota; Metazoa; Chordata; Actinopteri; Perciformes; Nototheniidae. Bases 280 to 1392 code for a protein of 370 amino acids. Gene Ontology annotation, molecular function: somatostatin receptor activity; neuropeptide binding. Gene Ontology annotation, biological process: cellular response to estradiol stimulus; cellular response to glucocorticoid stimulus; neuropeptide signaling pathway. The record is from RefSeq and is a predicted model, not a curated record.
CCCCCGUUUACCAUCGUAUGUCAUUCAGGCUACAAUAUGGGAGUAUAAAAAGAUAAUUGCAUUGCACAUAGGUUUCACACUUCGGUUCCAGUGAGGCAAACUUGAGGAAUAUUUGGAGAUGGAGAACAUCCGUACAGAAGUGAGGUGGCGUCGACAGUGAGAUUGAAUCCGGUUGCAGCAGGUCUGUUCUCAAGAGAGAGGAUCCAGAUACAACAUCUAUACAAUCCUCUUUGGUACUGCUGGUGAGAUGCCCUAAUUCACGGGAGACAGUGAGGUAUCAUGGACUCCUGGAUCUUCCCAUCGUCCCCCCCGAACCUGUCGGAUCACCUCAUGUACGACAGCUUCGUGCAGGGCAAUGAGUCUGACUACAAUGGGACCUACACAGACCACAGCUUCAACAAAACCAGCACGGUGGUCAUCACCUGCAUGUACUUCCUUGUUUGCACUGUGGGGCUUUGUGGAAAUGCCCUCGUCAUCUACGUCAUCCUGCGCUACGCCAAGAUGAAGACGGUUACCAACAUCUACAUCCUCAACCUGGCAGUGGCCGACGUGCUCUUCAUGAUGGGCCUGCCCUUCAUCGCCAUCCAGCUGGCUCUGGUCCACUGGCCGUUUGGCCCCGUGCUCUGCAGGGUGGUGAUGACUGUCGACUCCCUGAACCAGUUCACAUCCAUCUUCUGCCUGAUGGUCAUGAGCAUCGAUCGCUACCUGGCUGUGGUGCACCCCAUUAAGUCCACAAAGUGGCGCAAGCCGCGAAUGGCCAAGACUAUUAACUUGACAGUGUGGGGGGUGUCCUUGAUGGUGAACCUGCCCAUUGUUAUCUACAGCGGAGUCAUCGUAAAGCACGACGGCUGCUUCUGCACCAUCGUGUGGCCCGAGCCUCAAGAGGCCUACCAGACGGCGUUCAUGUUCUACACCUUCAUCCUGGGCUUCUUCCUGCCCCUCAUGGUCAUCUGCCUUUGCUACUUGUUUAUUAUCUUUAAGGUGAAGUCCUCGGGCAUCCGUGUGGGCUCCUCUAAAAGGAAGCGCUCAGAGAGGAAGGUGACGAGGAUGGUGUCCAUCGUAGUGGCAGUGUUUGUCUUCUGCUGGCUGCCUUUCUACGUUUUCAACGUCACCUCGGUGACAGGGACCAUCAGCACCACUCCCUUCCUGAGGAGCACUUUUGCUUUUGUGGUGGUUCUGGGAUACGCCAAUAGCUGCGCCAACCCCAUUCUCUACGCCUUCCUGUCAGAAAACUUUAGGAAGAGUUUCCAGAAUGUUCUGUGUCUUAAGAAGGUGGGAGGGCUGGAUGAGGCUGACCGCAGCGAUAGCCGACAGGAUAAGUCUCGCAUGAUAAAUGAACCCACAGAGACCCAAAGCACUCUGCUGAAUGGUGACCUGCAGACCAGCAUCUAGGAGGAAGGUGAUGGACUCGCACACAAGAGUCCUACAUAUCUGAAGUAAAUAACAGUAGGCUCCUAUCAGCAUCUCUAAGGUCACAUCAGAGAGGAAGUGGACAUUAUUAAAGAAAGGAACAUGUCCCUUGUUAAGGAGGACAAAGCAACAUCAGAAUUUCAAACUGCACUGUUCCUCUAUCUGCCUUUGACACAUUGUUUGAUUUCCUUGGCUGUAAACACAUCCAUUAUUACGUUAUCGUGCGUUCAUAAAACUGUUUGCUCUAUUCUGUAUAUGAAAUUUGUUUGACUGUUCUCAGUGUAUUGACUCUGAGGAAAGGUGGAACGGACACUAACGCCCACUUACAAAUGGUCCCCUGGGUGACAUGAAUUUUCCCUGGAGACCAAGGUUUAUAUUCGUAGUUUUCAGCGGCGGGCUGUGCCAAGUUUCCAGAGUCCUGCAUUGUGUUGAAAUAACAUAACAGUGUUCUCAUAUGCUGUAAAACAACAAACUGGCAAUUCCUUUAUUUUGUUCAUGUCAUGUCUGCAAUUUAUGUUCUUUUUUCAACUGUAAAUAUGUAGAAAUGGGGAAGAGAAUGUGUAAAAAAGUCAAAUGUAAUCUCUAUUUUCCAGACACAGAACAUUAUUAAUGUUGAAUAUUGUGUUUUGUGGUACAGUGGUCUGAUUAAAUAUGUGACCAAAUUUACUUGUGAAGAAACGUAUCAAUUGUAAAUGUGACACUGUUGGCGGGUACAUAUAUCGUACUUUGUCACUCGCUGCUGUAGUGUAGCUACAUGCAUAAUUCAUAUUACAUUAAAGGUACUGACUCGAUAAACAAAGCCAGCCUCUAACCAAAUUGCUGCUAAGAUGUAUAGAAACUCUCCUCUAAUGUUGUAUAGCAUAUGAGGUUUUGCCACUGUAUGCCUGAUUCUUGAAUUUAUGUUAGGAGAUGUUCAUUCUCAUUGUUUAUUUACCAUUUAUUUAUGUUACAAAAUAAUGUUGCUAUCAUUGUUUUUUUUUAAAGUAUUUUCUUCUUUCCAAAAUGCCAGACUGCAUUGUUCUAAAUUAUUCAAUUAGAAUACUGGGUAGUUCAUAUUUUUUUAACUUAUUUUAAACCAUAAAACCUGCUCAUUUCAUAUUUUCUGAAGGACUUUCAGUUUAUUGAUGUUUCAUUAUGUUGUAUUGCAGGAAACAAUGUUCGGUAGCUAUCUGUAAACUGCUUUUUUUCAUCUGUUCUUCUAUUCUCCUCGACAUUCCAUAUGUGAGAGGCUUAGCUUGUCGAAUGCUGCCUCUCAUAGCUAGCUACUUGUAAAUACUCUGUAUAAUGACACUGACACAUCCUCCUCUCACAAUCUGUGGCAUUUGAGAUGCCACGUUUGAAGUGGUUUUUUUUCUCCUCCGGGUGUCUGAGUGAGGGGAAUUUGUAAAGGACUUAUCCUCGAGAGGCUCUGAGGUUCCUUUAUCAUCGUGACGGCUGUGCUGCUCAAAGACUCCACAGUUCACCCUGCCAUCCUGUGACUGUCUGUCUGUGGCUGUGCUCAGAUUCCUAUCUAUAUAACUUUAAAGCUCUACCCUACACGACCGCACAUGUUCCCUCCAUACACACCAAAGCCAGUGACAGAUUAUGAUUAGAAUCCUGAGUGUCUGUGUGCGUUAAUCUCAAUAAACCAUUACAAAACUGUGAGGCAGAGUAUGUGUUAUCACUGAUAUUUAAAUUCAUACAUUCAAAAGAGACUAACCACUCUAAACAUGUGGUUUUCUUGUGUCAAUAGUGGAUGAAAAACAGAAUUACACAAACACACUGACAAGUUGUGACCCCCCCAGCCACAACAAAUCAACUUCCAUUAUCCAUUCUGUGGUAUUUUGGGAUUUGUUGCCUCUUGUAUUUUUCUCAUCCAAAGACAUGAUACAACUCUUAUGUAUUAUAUUUCCAUAGCAACAGUGACCAAGAGUGUUGGGCCCAUGGUUACACUAAUUAGCAUAAUAAUAGUAGAUAUGACACUGGACAUGAAUUAUGAAUGCGGACAUUGCUCAGAUGAAAAAGAAAGGCUGCAUUAGGGCAGUGAAACAAAACAGUUACAAAAACACUGAUUUAAGUGUAUAGGAAGGUUUAUGUACAAAGAUAUGUAAAUCCCAUCACCUGUACAAUAUCAUCUAGCUAUUCCAGUCAGGGCAAAGACCUUUUGUCAAUGCUUACAGUUUUUUUUCAUCUUAUUUAUUUUAAAUAUUUACGUUUCUUAAUAUUAUAUUGUAGAUGUUCUACUUGCCAUUUGUUCCAUCGGUGUUGUAAUUUGGUAUGUUUUUUUAUGGAGUGCCCCAAUGUUAUGUCUCAUGAAGAUUAAAAAAAACAAACAAUUGAAAGUUGUAAUGUUUCUGUAGAAAGUGCAUCAUGUAUGUUCUUCCAGUUUCUGUUCAGUUGAGUAAUAAUGAAACAUCAAGUUUGACGGAGCAAACAAAGAUUGUGCAUAAUUGUGUUGAAACUAAAUAA